AUUCGCCGGAAUAUUCUUUUAGUACCUUCCUUUAACGCAAGUUUCACAAAAUCAUCUCCACUUUUGCCGCCGCCGCCUUCGUCAUCUCUACCAAUUGUCCCGGAUUCUCCUUCGAAACCCGUUUCAAAUCCGCUUUACAAUUUUCUUCCCCCAACCCAGAACCCCGACAAUUUAGUCAACCUAAUUUGCUCAAACCUUAAACAGCAAAGUUUCCGCCUUUAUCUUCUUCAGAAUGAUAUCAAAGAUAUUCUUCCACAUAUGGGUGCCCGUGAAAUUUCAAAGAUUUUGCUGAGAUGCCAAUCUGACUGCUCUUCGGCUCUCACUUUUUUCAAUUGGGUUAAGAAUGACUUGCGCAUCAGACUUACCGUUCACAACUAUUGUUUAAUUGUUCAUAUACUUACUUGGUCGCGAAUGUUCCCACAGGCCAUGAAACUGUUGUCAGAAUUAAUACGUUUAGUUGAGGAAGUUUCUCCAAAUGAGGAUAUAUUUCAAGAUCUUCUUAUGUGUACUGAGGAUUGUAAUUGGAGUCCUCUUAUCUUUGAUAUGCUCACCAAGGCUUAUGUUAAGGUGGGUAUGGUUGAGAAGGGGUUAGGAACUUUCAGAAAAACCAUAGAGGCUGGUUUUGUCCCUAGUGUCAUAGUCUGCAAUUGCCUGUUAAAUGGGUUAUCCAAAUUUAAUUAUACUGGUCACUGUUGGGAAGUAUAUGAGGAAAUGGGAAGACUUGGGAUACAUAGGAAUGGUCACACCUUCAACAUUUUGACCCAUGUUUUGUGCAAAAUUGGAGAUACCAAUAAGGUGAAUGGAUUCCUGGAGAAGAUGGAGGAAGAGGGAUUUGAACCUGACUUGGUCACAUAUAACACGCUGGUUAAUAGCUAUUGCAGACAAGGAAGGUUGGAAGAAGCAUUCCAUCUGUACAAGAUCAUGUACAGGCGGGGUGUGAUGCCUGAUUUGAUUACAUAUACAGCCUUGAUGAAUGGUCUCAGUCGGGAGGGGAAGAUCAGGGAAGCUCAUCAACUUUUCCAUAGGAUGGUUGACAGAGGGCUAAAUCCAGACAUUGUGUCAUAUAAUACUCUCAUAUUUGGUUACUGUAAAGAAGGUAAGAUGCAAAUAUCUAGAUCUCUGUUGUAUGAAAUGAUUGGAAAUGGGAUUUACCCAGACAGUUUCACUUCUAGGCUUAUUGUUGAAGGAUAUGCAAGAGAUGGAAAACUGCUUGCAGCAUUGAAUUUGAUUGUGGAGCUUCAGAGGUUUAGAAUUAAGAUUCCUAGUGACAUAUUUGAUUUUCUUAUUAUCGCAUUGUGUCAAGAAGGUCGGCCCUUUGCUGCUAGAAAUCUUUUAGAAAGAAUCUCUUAUAAUGGUUAUGUGCUAGAGAAGGCUACAUACAAUCGAAUUAUUGAAUCCCUAUGUAUGGCUGAUAAUGUGGAGGAUGCAGUACUGUUAAAAUCUGAGAUGAUAAAUAAGAAUAUGAAGCCAAAUCUUACAGCAUAUAGAUCUAUUAUAAUCUGUCUGUGCAGAAAAAACAGGACUUGGGAAGCUGAAGAGUUGUUGGAAGAAAUGGCUAAAAUGGGUUUUCUACCUGAUAAAGAAAUAUGCAGGGCGCUAAUCAAUAGUUGUUGCAAGGAAAAGAAUGUUGAUAAAGCAGAGUCAUUACUGAAAUUCUUUGCCAAGGAGUUUCAAGUUUAUGAUAAUGAAAGCUACAAUGCAAUUGUUGAAGUCUUUUCCGAUGCUGGUCAAUUGACUGAGUUGAUGGAGCUUCAAGAUAGGCUGCAAAAUGUGGGAUAUGCUCCAAAUAGUUUAACAUUCAAGUAUAUGAUCCAUGGACUGCAGAAAGUUGUGAAACAGGAAAAUGGAAAGUCGAGGCACCACAACCUUCAAGUAUAUCAUAAUGUUGAAAUAUAGAUUCCCCAUACAACUUCUAAGCCACCCAAUGACCUGAUGCAAGGCAUUCUUGACUCUUAACUAAAAUGAUCAAUGAUGCACGGAGAUCAGAUCAGCACUCUGUGGAGGGACAUUCCUUGUAUGGCCUUCUAAAUAUGGUUACUACAUGAGCCAAACUAGAAACACCUGAUCUGGUCACACUCAGGAACUUUGAAAUUUGAAUCAUGAACUGGAGUCUAUAUGUUGAGGACUAGGGAGACUUGAUAGCUUGCAGCAAAUCACUGCAGAGUCACUGUGUGUCAACCAAAUUUUUUCACGUUCCAACUUUUCUGACUGAUUGACCUGGAAAAAAAAAACACUUUCCUGACUGACCAAAAAAAAAACUUUGGGACGAGAAGGAAGAGAGAAAGAAGGUGAAAGAUAAUUUGAACUGCCUGGUAUAACUUCUCCAUUUCAUGCUAGUGAAUAAGGCUGAAAGACCGAAGCUUGGCGUUUUGUUCUACGUUCAACAUGUUUCAUCAAUUAACAAGGUAAAAGCGACGUCAGCGACAAUAACGAUGUCCAGAUGGUUUGACCGAAAAGAAAAAAGAACAACGAUGUCCGGAUGGAUUCUCGUGGAAGGAGAAAAAAAGACAUCAAAGCUAAUGUGACAUGCGAGGGAAGCCAAAACCGCUAAUUGUAAUGAUCAUGUUAAAGUAAGAUUCGAUGGUCGUGGCUCAACGUCAAAAGAGGGUUUAGUUUAUGGGAGAAAUUUUCGGCUAGAUGCUUUUCCCCCUAAAUUUCUGAGUUAAAGAGAUGAUGGCCCGUUAAUUUCUGCAAAUGGACCCGUCUUAUUCCUGGAAGAUCAUAGAAAAUAUAGAGAUAGAACCUCAGCUAUGAAACUCAGAAAAACAUGAGGGAGUUGGUCAUUAUAGGGAUAAUGUAAUUUAGUCACUUGAUUUUGAA
Molecule: messenger RNA, 2820 nt
Organism: Prosopis cineraria
Lineage: Eukaryota; Viridiplantae; Streptophyta; Magnoliopsida; Fabales; Fabaceae
Product: pentatricopeptide repeat-containing protein At5g40400
Exons: 2
Molecular function (GO): protein binding
Source: RefSeq, a predicted model, not a curated record